CGCACUAACCCGUGGUGCUUCUCAAAUCANUCACACAACUUAUAAAAAAAAAAAAAAAAAAAGACAAGAGAAAUCUUUUACUUCUGUUCUGUCUGUAGAUGCUUCUUCUUCUUCUUCUCUAGAAAAUAAAUAUCUCAACUGUCUUCGUGUGUUUUAUUUUUGUUUAAUCAACCAUGGCGGCUUCUUCUACUCUCUCAUCAUCACUACUACGUUCACCACCGGCGCUUCUUUCCGACCACCGCUCUUCUCCUCCGCCGUCCAUCAGAUGCUCUUUCUCUUCCUCUCCAGUUCUCAGAUCGUCUCGUUUGCGUUUUACUCAGGCGAAUUCGUCUCUCGUUGAGGUAUCCAUUGGGGGCGACAGAGACCCACCACCACCGUCAUCAUCUGGAUCGGGAGGAGACGACAAGGGAAUCGCAUUGCUCAAACUCAAAUUACUUAGUGCAGUUUCGGGAUUAAACAGAGGACUUGUGGCGAGUGUUGAUGAUUUACGAAAAGCUGAGGAAGCUGCUAAAGAACUUGAAACUGCUGGUGGACCUGUUGAUUUAACCGAUGGUCUUGAUAUACUCCAAGGGAAAUGGAGGUUGUUGUAUAGCAGCGCCUUCUCUUCUCGGUCUUUAGGUGGUAGCCGUCCUGGUUUACCCACUGGUCGUUUGAUCCCUGUUACUCUUGGUCAGGUGUUUCAACGGAUUGAUGUGUUUAGCAAAGACUUUGACAACAUAGCAGAGGUGGAACUAGGUGCUCCUUGGCCAUUUCCGCCAUUAGAAGCCACUGCUACAUUGGCUCACAAAUUUGAACUCUUAGGCACUUGCAAGAUCAAGAUAACAUUUGAGAAAACAACAGUGAAGACAUCAGGAAACUUAUCGCAGAUUCCUCCGUUUGAUAUCCCGAGGCUUCCCGAUAGUUUCAGGCCAUCGUCAAACCCUGGAACUGGAGAUUUUGAAGUCACCUAUGUUGAUGAUAGCAUGCGCAUAACUCGCGGGGACAGAGGUGAACUUAGGGUAUUUGUCAUUGCUUAAUUCUCAAGCGUUGACAUGUAAAAAGACCAACAAAAAACAAACUUUCUGCUUGUAGCAGCCUCAUGAGUUUUGUACAAAUCAUGUGAACAGAUAAAGUCAUAAAGAAGUAAGGAUUACAUAUGGAAAUGAGUGUCCUGUUACAGAUAAAGCUAUAUGAAUGACCUGCAUGGCGUAACCUAA
This is a messenger RNA of Camelina sativa (false flax), 1196 nucleotides long. Its product is annotated as plastid-lipid-associated protein 6, chloroplastic. Lineage: Eukaryota; Viridiplantae; Streptophyta; Magnoliopsida; Brassicales; Brassicaceae. The record is from RefSeq and is a predicted model, not a curated record.